Messenger RNA from Funneliformis caledonium, 1539 nucleotides. The record is from the annotation of a GenBank genome assembly. NCBI's taxonomy places the organism in Eukaryota, Fungi, Glomeromycota, Glomeromycetes, Glomerales, Glomeraceae.
AUGUUAAAAAUAUAUUCAAUCUUACCACCACCUAUCAAUAAGUUUGCGGGUUUUAUCCUUUAUGGGUUAUUAUCAGUAGCGUUAAUAGCGUUAGCACAGGAAGAUACUAUAGCUGGCAAUUGUAUGGUACCCUUAGAGCCAGUUCCGGUAGAGAAUAAGCAAAUAACGAUAGGAUAUGUUCAACUGUUUGACACAAGCCAACAAAAACGACCAACCAUUCCAUGGAGCUAUUAUGAUUUUAUAAAUGUUAUUGCAUACCCACAAGACAGAGGAGGAGAUUGGAAUGAUAUUUUCCGUCCAAAAGAUGUGAGCAAAUUAAAACUCAUAGAUGAUUUGGUUAGAGAUAAAGCUAAUUCAUCUACUAAAAUUCUUCUUUCAAUAAGAGGUUAUGACGUUAGACAGCAAAUUGAUGGCGAUUAUCAAAAAAUUAUUACCGAAUCAAUUGAUACUAUAAAACAUCAUGGUUUAGACGGUAUAGACAUUGAAUAUCCUGGAAUGAGAGGAAGUUUAUGUAAAGAACCUGAUUUUAUAUGGGAUAAAGAAAAUGAUGGCAAAUUCAUUAAUUUUUUAAGAAACCUUCGAAUGGAAUUGAAUGGAAUGGAAGGUCCAAAAAAAAUACUAAUGUUAACAGUUGCGCCAGACGAUAACAGCUAUAGAUCAUAUCCAAAUUCUCCGUUGAAUUUAUUCAGAACGGCAUAUGAAAGUUGGAGUAUUACUGGUGGAAUUGAUAGUAAAAAAAUAAUUAUGGGCGUAGAUUUUGGGAACACUAUUCAAAUGAUAGUUGAUAAUGUCAAAGCAAUUGAAAAAUCUCAAACUGUUAAUUUUACCAAUAAUGGUGUUUUUGAUAUUAAUCGUCUAGGUUUAGAGGCGCAAACAAAACGAAUCAAAUAUCCUUGCGGUGAUGAUGUUAAUGAUAUUAAUCAAAUGAAACUAUAUUCAUGGGCAUGGAAAUAUCUUUCAAAUUCCACUCUAGAUCCAAAAUCCGGAUAUUGUAAUAUUAUUAAUAAUAAUUCUCAAUUGAAUUGGACGCGUAAUUUCGGCCAGGUUGAUGAAUCUAAGACACCAUGGUUAUAUAGCGCUAUUAGUCCUGGUAUUACUCCUAAUAAUUAUUUGUAUGUAUCUUAUGAAGAUUUUGUUUCAUUAAGUUUGAAGUUAGAAUUUGCCAAGAAUAAUUCAGUCGGAGGAAUUUCUAUAUCUGAUGUUACUUUUGAUGAUGACAAUUUAUUAAAUUUUAUGCAACCAAUACGAAGUAAAUCAGCAGUUGGAAGUUCAUCUCCGUCGAAUGGAUCAGAUAAUGGAAAUUCUAAAUCUAAUCCUAAUAAUAACGUAGGGAUGAAGAAAGGAAUUAUCACCGGUUCAAUUGUUGGAAGUGUAUUGGGUCUGUUUUUAUUGGUAAGUUGCGCGUAUUGGUAUCGUCAAAAAACUCUUCGUAAAUCCGAAGUUGAUAUUAAUCCAGAAUUAUCAUCAAAUCGAAUUGUUUCUUCGACAACUGUUAUACAAAGUGAUCGACGGAUCAUCGAUCAUCUAAUUAUCGAAUGA